AUGGCAUCGAAGCGGCGAGGUUCGGCUUCGGUAUCGACCUCCGCCUCAGGGCCAUCGACGCCUGCUGUCGUCUCUCCGGAGCGCGAAGUUCCUACGCUCGCCAGUACCAGCGGUCUGGUCGACGCUGCUGCCGAGGGAACGCCAACUCCGGGCUAUAACGUUACUCCCGCACCUGGCCACAACGACAAGGUCGCCCGACCGGCGCAGGUGGUUGCUGGGAGUGGUGACGGUCUUGAGCGCGGGGAAGAGUGCUUCAUUUGGACCGAGUUACCGAUGAACAGUAAAGGUUUCCGAUCCGGACGUGCUACGCUCGCUGUUCGCGAAGGAUUGUGGUACUACGAGGUCCUCAUCGAGAACGGCUCGGGCUCCAGGGGUGCUUCGAAGGGAUCGGGCGAUAGCGGCAACCCACACGUGCGAAUAGGAUGGGGUCGACGUGAGGCCGUACUGGACGCGCCCGUCGGCGCAUGUGGCUACAGCUAUGGUAUCCGGGACGUCAACGGCGAAAAGCUCCACAUUGCUCGCCCGAAGCCAUACGCCAACAAGCCGUUCUCUACUGGGGAUGUGGUCGGAUGUUUGAUCAGUCUUCCGAAGCGGUCGGAGCCGGAGAAUCGGGACGACGCUGCGUACGUCAAAAGGUGGCGUGUGCCUCUCCGCUACAAGGGCCAGCAGUACUUCGAGCAAGAUGAGUAUCCGAUUCAGAAGGAGAUGGAGGCUCUUGUGAACCGGGAGGGCAAGCCGCCGAUGGCAGACGUGCCGGAGGUCAAGAAGGGUAUCAAGAAGAAGAAGGGCGACGCGGAACCUGCAGCGCCGAUCAACCGUGAUCUCAAGACACUGGAAGGUAGCUACAUCGAGUUCUUCAUCAAUGGCGUGAGCUAUGGCAAGGCCUUUGAGAACAUUUACGACUUUCUCCCUUUACCGCCCUUACCUGGCCAAAUCCCUCCACCAAAGAAGCGUAACACCGGCGACCGCGAGCGCGCGCUGUGCCACGACGACGGCACGCUGGGCUACUUUCCGAUGGUGUCGUGUUUUGGACGGGGCAAGGCGCGCGUAAACUUUGGCCCUGACUGGUUCGCACCUGUUGAGCUUCCUCCGGGGACGCGCGGUGUAGCCGAGCGGUGGGACGAGUUUCGUGCCGAGGAGGAGAAAUGGGAUGAGCGGGAUGAGAUCGAGUUGACGGAAAAGAUCAAUAAGGAUCUAGAGGCGGCACGCCUCGCAGAGGAAGCCGCCAAAGCGCGAGGGGAGAUGGAGCCGCAACCAAAGCGCCCAUCCAAGAAGAAGAAGCUCGGCACUGGCGCUAGCAACGCUAGCACUCCAGUAAACGGAACACCCGUGCCCGAAUCUCACCCCAUGCCUCACUUUGAGGGCACUCCUGGUCCUGCCAGCACGCCUGCAGCGCCGGACAGAAGCUCGCCCGCGCCGAUGGACGUUGACGAGGAGCGUAAGCCUCAUUUGCAGUUGCACAGCCCCGAGGUCAAGGAUGCUCUUGUGGAGGAGCAGAUGGCAGCCUACUACAUGCCUCCCUCCUCUCGAGCGGAGGCAACCCCAGCCUUUACGCCUUCCGACCUUCCAGCCGACCUUCCAGCGCGGCUACCAACUCCGCCCCCUCCCCCUCAGGCGCCUGCCGUCAAGGACGAGCCCUAG
Molecule: messenger RNA, 1641 nt
Organism: Trichosporon asahii var. asahii CBS 2479
Lineage: Eukaryota; Fungi; Basidiomycota; Tremellomycetes; Trichosporonales; Trichosporonaceae
Product: transcription regulator
Exons: 2
Coding region: 1-1641 (546 amino acids)
Cellular component (GO): Set1C/COMPASS complex
Molecular function (GO): protein binding; transcription cis-regulatory region binding
Source: RefSeq, a predicted model, not a curated record